This is a messenger RNA of Zingiber officinale, 603 nucleotides long. RefSeq lists its product as uncharacterized. The coding region runs from base 38 to 466 and encodes 142 amino acids. The transcript has a single exon. Lineage: Eukaryota; Viridiplantae; Streptophyta; Magnoliopsida; Zingiberales; Zingiberaceae. The record is from RefSeq and is a predicted model, not a curated record.
UCGACAGAGCCAACGCAUUCAGAUCAAAUCGCGAUCAAUGGCGUCGCAGAGCAUCGAGAGCCACCGCGAUGGCGCCGAGGUGUACCACGGAGACGCCCUCUGCAAAAAGAAGUCCGUCCAACUGCUGCAGCAGCUCGGCCUCCCCGACGGCCUGUUCCCGCUGGACGACAUCCAGGAGUUCGGGCACAACAAGGCCACCGGCUUCAUAUGGCUGGUCCAGAAUAAGAAGAAGAACCACACCUUCAAGAUGAUCAAACGGCAGGUGUCGUACGCCGCCGAGGUGACGGCCAUCGUGGAGGACCGCAAGAUGAAGAAGAUGACCGGGGUGAAGACCAAGGAACUCCUGCUCUGGCUCUCCGUCGUCGAGAUGUACAUCGACAAUCCUUCCACCGGGAAAAUCACCUUCAAGACUGGCACCGGCCUCUCCGAUAGCUUCCCGGUGCCGGCCUUCGAGCUCGGCGAGUGAGGUAUAUAUUCGCACACACACCGCGCAGUCGCCUUCAAGUUUCAUACAAAUAAAUUAGAUAAAUAAUUGUUGAAAAUGUGAAUGAAAAAUGAGCUAAGUUUAGUCCCAUAUUGAAUGUUAAAGCUGAUUUAAAUAGA